AUGUCAAAUUACAUAUUCUUAAUUCCUUUGAAUAAUUCAUUUGAAUUGAAGAUUAUCCAUUUAAAUGAUAAAAUUAAAAUUGGUAGACAGACAAAUGCACGCACAAUACCCAACCAAGGCAAUGGUUACUUUGAUUCCAAAGUUUUAUCCCGCCAGCACGCCGAAAUAUGGUCAGAGGCUUCCGUUGUCUAUAUACGCGAUUUAAAAUCUUCAAAUGGCACUUUCCUCAACAAUGAGCGUCUAAGUCUGGAAGGUGUUGAGUCUUCUGCCGUGCAGCUGAAUCCGGGAAAUUUACUGGAAUUUGGUAUUGAUAUCAUCGGCGACGACAACAAAACAAUUAUUCAUCGAAAGGUUUCCUCUAAAAUAUUAAUUGCUUCAAAUGAGCAUGAGUAUCUGGAGUGUCAACAGCAAAUAUCCCAACAACCUCAAUCUUCAGUUAGUAUUCAUAAAUGCUUUGAUAAACUCGAACAGGAGAUUAAAUCUUCGAAAGAGAUCUCCUCUAACCUCCAAAACAUUUCCACUGACUUCAACUCUAUCAAUUCCUCCCUUCGAGGGCAACUGCCGACUAAUUACCAACCAUCUGCCAGUCUCGCUAACAACCCAAUCGAUGUGUCUUCUAUACAGCAGCAAAUAUCUCAUUUCAGCCAGCAACUUCAGUCUCAGCAAAAGAAUUACGAGCUCCUUCAGUCUGAGCACAGCACGCUUAGAUCUAAAUUCGAGAACUUUGAUGGAAGGUUGAGAAGUGACAAUGUGAGUGAGAAGGAAAAGGAUCAGCAGCAUCACAACGAUGACAGCUUCGACUCCUCCGACGACAACAGCAUCGCAACUCAGAGACCCAAGACUCCCGAACCUAGUGCAUCGCCUGAACAGAGUGAGCAGAAUAAUUACAGUGAAAUUUCGAACCAAGUAAACCACUCAAACCACUCGAAUGACACCGAACUCCCUUCAUACACCGAACUUGUCUCACAAAACUCCUCUCUAGCCACGCGGUUGAGCACACUAUCUGAUGAAAUGUCGACAAUGCACGACCUCCAACUAAACAUGUCGUCGAGGGUGGAUAAAUACGAUUCGCGUUUGUCUGCACUCGAGGAGAGUGCGCGUGGUACACUUAAUUGGCGUUCUCGUUGGGAAAAUGCAUUAAACGCUCAGCGCUCCACCCACACAGAAGAACUCAGUAAAAUACUCUCUGAAUACGACAGAAAACAGACACAUGUCCUCUCCAAAUACCAACUUAAAGAGAAGAAGAGUGCUAGUGAUAGUGGUGGCAAAACAUACAAAUUCGUUGGCUUGCUUAGCAUCUUUAUGCUCGGGUUAGCUGCAUACACUGUGUUCAGCAGACAGCAGUAG
Wallemia ichthyophaga EXF-994 is the source of this 1347-nucleotide messenger RNA. RefSeq lists its product as uncharacterized. The transcript has 2 exons. The coding region runs from base 1 to 1347 and encodes 448 amino acids. Lineage: Eukaryota; Fungi; Basidiomycota; Wallemiomycetes; Wallemiales; Wallemiaceae. Gene Ontology annotation, molecular function: protein binding. Gene Ontology annotation, cellular component: cytoplasm. The record is from RefSeq and is a predicted model, not a curated record.